AUGGCGGCCCGGCAAUCCGGAUCGGGCCUGCUGAUCACGCCGUCCGUUGGGUUGACGGCCUUCAUCCUCUCGCAUGCACGAUUCGAUCACUACGGCAAUCUGCUCGACUUUCCCACCUCAACCCCGGUCUUUGUCGGUGCCGGCACGCGCGAAUGGAUCGGCGGCGGUGACGAGGCAGCCGAGAAGGGCGAGAAAGGCCUUGUGUCGUUCCCCUCGAGCUUUCUGAAGGAUCGCACAUUCAUCGAGACGGACCAGAUCAAGGCAAAGGCUGCACAUGGCGCCCGGGUCAAGCACGCCAAGGUGGGCCCUUUCGAACGAGCCUGGGACUGGUUAGGAGACGGCAGCCUCUUUAUCGCCUCGGCCGAGGGUCACUGUCCCGGCCACCAGGUGAUGCUGGCCAAGACUUCGCACGAUCCGACGCCGAGCUGGGUGCUGCUCUCGGGCGAUGCGGCGCACCAACAAGCGCUGUACCAUCCUCUACCUGCACCUCUGGAGCUCGGUGCCGAAUCGCUCUGCUCCACUCGCCCGCACCACGAUGCUGUCUACCGCAGCGUGGACGAUCUGCGCGCCACGGCCGGAUUUUUUGACCGCGCCAGCGCCGAUGCCAUCGUCGACGGUCCCAUCCCAGUCGAGAGUGCUGCGUGCAUGCAGGAGUUCCCCGACAAAGCCAUGCGAACCCUCGCUGCGCUCUCCCGCCUCGAGGCAUGCCACGACGUCAUGGUCGUUCUGCGAGUGGCCAAGCCCAAGUGCAUCGUUCAGAAUGGGAAAGGAGAGCUGACCAACGAUGCUUUGAAUCCGGUUGCGCAGCUCACACGAGCUCGAGCUCACUCACGCGCUCGAGCUCAAAUAAGGCGACGAAGUUGUGGUUAA
Messenger RNA from Moesziomyces aphidis, 870 nucleotides. NCBI's taxonomy places the organism in Eukaryota, Fungi, Basidiomycota, Ustilaginomycetes, Ustilaginales, Ustilaginaceae. The record is from the annotation of a GenBank genome assembly.